This is a messenger RNA of Alosa alosa (allis shad), 4054 nucleotides long. RefSeq names its product neuropeptide FF-amide peptide precursor like (gene npffl). The record is from RefSeq and is a predicted model, not a curated record. Gene Ontology annotation, molecular function: neuropeptide hormone activity. Bases 2466 to 2846 code for a protein of 126 amino acids. The transcript has 3 exons. Lineage: Eukaryota; Metazoa; Chordata; Actinopteri; Clupeiformes; Clupeidae.
CCACAUAAAGGGUAUAUUUCAGCUGGUUAACCAGACAUAGGCCAUAACUAAGCCAAAAUUGCAUGGCGCCUUUUAUGUAUUAUGGCAAAUCAUAAUUAAGCCACAGGUCGCCCAAAAGACUUAGAGGGAGCUUUUCCUGUGCCAAAACAAGCCCAAAUAGGCCAAAUGUAUACCAAAACAAAGCCAAAAUGAUUUGCUAUCUGGGUACUGUCAAAAUAAAUUGAACACUCCUUUUUCAAUUGGGGUAGGCCUAUAUGGUUUAUAACUUCAUCUGUUAAGAUAUCAAAGAUAUAAAGAGUGAUGGACUCCCGCCAACCCCUCAAAAUCAUUGCGUGCUCUACAGUGUCUUUAUUUUUAGAACAAGUGUAGGCCCGUGAUGAAAGCACAGACCCCCUUCACAUGACCACUGGGUUAAGGGCAAUCCAUCACCACUCUACCAUCCCGUGUUGGGGGUGCUGAAAGUCACCUUAUUUGAUUAGCCAGCCUGCCUGCCUCGCUCUGCACCUAGCAGCACCAGCGCGGCCCAAACCGUGCUCACCGCAGUGAUUACCUUAAUGGUCUCUCACAUGAUUUAUUUUUUCCCUUACAUCCUCGUAUUUUCUAUGCCACCCAAAGACCCCACACAAUCCUUUCCUCCGCGAUGCCAUGAAUCAGCCGUUUUUUUUUUUUUAUGUCAAAGAGCACCACUGCGGAUAAUUAGGGAUAGGUCUGUAAUUCUUUGAAAUCUUGUUACUGUAUGUAACGUAUUGGGUUUCAAAGAAGCGUAGCCUAGGCCUAUAAUUCACUAAAAUUGUGACUAUGAACUUCACUUACCCAUGUAACCCAAAAGCAGCGAAAAUUAGGUUUGGUGAACUUGAAGUACAUUUGCCCUGAAAUGGGUUGAAAUAAAUAAAUUGUCUUCAACAGCAGACUCCCUUGAAGGGAAUGCCGGGUAUGCUAGGCUAUUUAGCUAAUAGACUCAAGAAGACAAAGGACUUGUGACUUCAGUGUAGUUUGUGGAAUCUGUGCAAUGUGGAAGUAGGCUACUGUGCCAUGUGAAAACAUGGAAAUGAAAAAGUAUCUUUCAUGGCCAUCACGGGAGCCUGCACCAUCUCUCAUUUUAUCUAUGACGCCUCUCAGCAAAGAUUGAACUGAUGCCCCUGCUCGUGACCACACAGAGAGAUGAGUAAUGUGGUUGUUAUGGCGAUUAAUGGGUGAGGGGAGUGAUGACGGCUGGACCUGGAGGAGUGGAGAGGGCAGAAAGGUGUUUGCGGUGGCUGGAGGAUAGACAGACAUUAGUGGCUUUGACAGAAGAACUCUGGAGACGUGGAAGACUCCUCAGGGCCUGCUGACUUAGGUUAGUCGGAGUGCAUUAACUGUGUGACUCGCUCCGUCAGGUAAAGCUUGAUGGUUUGCCCAGAAAACCCACAGCAUCACUUUAUUUGGCUCAGUGACACUCGCAGUAAUUGGGUUCAACAGUGUUGAGAUAACCUGAUGCAGAAAAACAAGUGCUGCCAAUGGAUAUCAGCCAUAGACACUACAUGAUGGUUGUGUGUGUGUGUGUUGAUGAAAAAUGUUGGUAACCUGUUAGUUUGCUUAUGAACAUGUUUCUUGAGCCUGUCAUAAGAAUAUUUUAUAACAAUGUCAUAGAUAUGUUGUGGAUGCCACAGACUGCCAAAAUGUAUGACAUAACUUUCUUCUUGGAAGUGCUGUCCUGACAAGCUCUACUUCCCCCUAUUCCACAUGCUUUCCACAAGUUCUCAACACAGCAUGGUGCAUUAACUGCAGAAAGUAUCCAGAACUCAUAUAGCCUACUUAUUUACGGUUGAGUAAAUAAAACAUACAUGCCAUUUAUUUUCACUGGGAUUUUUAAAUAAUUAAAGUCAGAAUCAGUAAUCGUCUGCUUGCCAGAGGUCUAUUUGUUAACAGCAGGCUCGACUAGACUGAAUCACAUGUUAUUUCCCUGGUUUGUUCACAUAUUCACCAGUGGUUUAGUCUUGUCACCUCAUUUUUAGGAUGGAGGGCGCAAAUAAGCACACGGUGCAAAUCCACAAGAUUGACCACUUUAAUAACCCUGACAGACUAGUGCAUCUUUCUGCUCCCGUGGGCCACUUAAUGCACACAUUUUCAUCACCGUCCUAAUUCCCUAACUUCUUUAAAUGGACCGGGGGCAGCUUGUAGUCCCUCACUUCUGAUUUUCCGUCCUUCCUUGCCCCCCUUUCCCUAGGGCUUCUAGAAGCCUGGUCAUCCAUUCUGUCUCUUUCUCUCCAGGGUCCAAACACAAUGAGCAUUGCAGGGGUAUAUAAGGUCCACCACAAUGUCCUCCACCACUGAAGUUAGCCUGUGCUGCUGGAGCAGACAAAGUUGCUGUACUAUCGAUACCCACGUAGAACACAAGCCGAGCGCAGCCGGGUACAAGGCUCUGAGCAACCAGCACUCCCGUUAACAACACCAGUACUAGCACUCUCCUCAGACACCUGAAGAAAAUGGAGACGGGAUCAUGGCUGACUCUGCUUGGGCUCGUCCUGGCUUUGGCUGCGGUGGGGCACUCUAUCCAGGAGGAAGGAGCUGGCCAGCACCAGCCCACGGACUCAGAGGAGAAUCUGGUGGAGAGGCUGGACAGAUUGGACAUUGAGGAUCCGCUGAGUCGUGCCAUUGAGCAACGCCUCUUGUACCCAAUCCUUCGCUCCCUUUCCCAGGGCUCCCAGAGAUAUGGACGCAACCCCUCUGUACUUCACCAGCCACAGAGGUUUGGGCGUGGCACUGGAGGAGACGAGGAGCCAGAGAGGAUACAAUCCCGCGACUGGGAGACCGCCCCUGGUCAAAUCUGGAGCAUGGCUGUGCCACAGAGAUUCGGCCGAAAGUAGAGCAGGAGACCCACGUGACCGACGCUGCCUGAAAGACGGAGAGAGAAGGACCAAUUAGGAUCAGCUGAAUUCCAGGACUGGCAGACAGACAUGAAUUAAUAACAUAUGCACCCGUUAUAUUUUUUAAAGAAAGGCUUACUCACAUCUCACCACCCCACCCUCUCUCUCUCUCUCUCUCACUCCCAACCUAUUGGGCUUGGCACAGAAAACCUUAACCUGCAUCAUGCCAUUCGUAUUGUAGCCAAUCACAAACCUCCACCGCAGUUUUCAGGCUCUCACUCAGCCAGUGGAAAGAAGUUGGCAUAGUUUGGAGUGUGUGUGUGUGUGUGUGUGUGUGUGUGUGUGUGUGUGUGUGUGUGUGUGUGUGUGUGUGUAUUGGAAUGUAUGUGCAUGCCUACAUAGUGCAUCUGGUUGGUUUCCUAAAUUAACAUGCUAAAUUGAAUUUAAUGCAGAUGUACAAUACAGCAAAAUAUCAUUAGUAUGCAUUGGUAUGUAGCUUUUUCUCAUAAUAGGCUUAUGUUGUGAGUGCAAAUAAAUUGGCUUCUUUAAUGAAGGUAUGCCCUUGUCUUUACUUACAUUUUCUUCACUGUCAUCAUACAGCAAGUAUAUUUACCAGAAGCCAGUCAUUCUGCAGUAGUCUAACCACACUCUCCUCUCAGCAGCCCUAUAAUAACAACCUGCUGUGCUCAAGUCGAAUAGCUCUCUGAGCAUAAAACAGGCCAUCAUAUGUCGCAAACCAUGACUUCAGAGCUCCGCAAGUCACCGACAGAUGUGCUCGUUAAGGGUGGCCAUCACAGGCCAUUUUAUUUAUUUACAUGUGUGGUUGUUAUGGUGACAGGUCGGGAGCCUUGACAUGCUCACAUACAGGAAGCUCAAAUUGGCCAAAUUGGAAAAAAGUGUGUGUGCAGACAGGAAGGAAUUUUAUGAUAAUGACAUGAAAUGAGGACAUUUAAGAGAGACAAUUAAAUAAAAAAUGUAUCAUCAGAAGGGUGAUACAAAUGAUAAGGGGUACUAAUUUACUGUAAAUGUCAAUGAGUAGACUUACAUAGACUAGAUAAAAAAUAAGAUAAACAUAUAAUCUACAGAUACAAAAACAAUCAAACAAACAAACAAACAAUCUGAUCUGUCUCCCUCUCCUUCCCUGUCUGUCACUGUCCAGCCAUCUCAGUUAAAGAUGACUACAGAAGAAGUUAUAGCAGCCUGUCACU